This is a messenger RNA of Ilex paraguariensis (yerba mate), 1593 nucleotides long. The record is from the annotation of a GenBank genome assembly. NCBI's taxonomy places the organism in Eukaryota, Viridiplantae, Streptophyta, Magnoliopsida, Aquifoliales, Aquifoliaceae.
AUGGGAAAUCUGCAGACCUUGAUUAAUUUUUCUAUAGCGCAUAAUGGAUUUCAAGGACCUAUUCCUGAGACAUUUGGCAAGUUGGUAAGUUUGGAAAUCUUGGAUUUAUCUCGUAACCAUCUCACUGGUGUGAUUCCUAAUUCAUUAGAGGCUCUUCUAUAUCUCAAGUAUUUCAAUGUANAUCUAUCCAUGAAUCAACUCUCGGGCAAUAUUCCUAGCACAAUGGGAAAUCUGCAGAACUUGAUUAAUUUUUCUAUAGCGCAUAAUGGAUUUCAAGGACCUAUUGAGACAUUUGGCAAGUUGGUAAGUUUGGAAAGCUUGGAUUUAUCUCGUAACCAUCUCACUGGUGUGAUUCCUAAUUCAUUAGAGGCUCUUCUAUAUCUCAAGUAUUUCAAUGUGUCUUUCAACGGAUUAAGUGGAGAAAUCCCCACCAGAGGUUGCUUUGCAAACUUCACGAAUCAAUCAUUCAUGUCAAACGAAGCAUUGUGUGGUGCUCCUAGGUUGGGUGUCCCAUCCUGUCAUACAAAAACUCUUCACCUUACAAGGAGAAGAAGAGUUCUUCUAGCUGUAUAUAUUUCCGUAGUGAUUGCUCUGAUAGUGCUUGCCUUGAUCUUCACAUUUGUGCUGGUAAGACGCCGAAAAAUAAACAGAAUUCCUGCUCAGACUGAACCAUUGCCAGGGAUAACACAUGGAAGAAUUACAAACGAAGAACUUUUUCGUGCCACCGAUGGUUUUAGUGACAGCAACUUGCUUGGCAAGGGGAGUUUUGGUUCAGUAUACAAAGGGAAGUUCAGAGAUGGGACACUUUUGGCCAUUAAGGUAUUCAACAUGCAACUGGAGGAUGCAUUCAAGAGUUUUCAUACAGAAUGCGAAGUGUUGCGCAGCAUCCGGCACUGGAAUCUGACCAAAGUCAUCAGCAGUUGCUCUAACCUUGAUUUCAAGGCAUUGGCACUGGAGUUCAUGCCUAAUGGGAGCCUGGAAAGGUGGUUAUAUUCUCACAACUAUUUCUUGGAUAUGUUGCAAAGAUUAAGCAUAAUGAUAGAUGUGGCAUGUGCAUUGGAUUACCUCCACCAAGGAUAUUCAACUACUGUGGUUCAUUGUGAUUUGAAGCCCAGCAAUGUCCUGCUAGAUGAAGACAUGGUCGGACAUGUGAGUGAUUUUGGCAUUGCAAAGUUAUUAGGUGCAGGGGACAGUAUUGCACAAACCAAAACCCUUGGCACAUUUGGGUAUAUGGCACCAGAGAUUGGAUUGGAAGGAUUAGUAUCGACAAGGGGUGAUAUUUACAGCUAUGGCAUUUUGGUGAUGGAAACAUUCACUAGAAGGAAGCCUAUUGAUGAAAUGUUUGCUGGAGACUUGAGCUUGAAGCAAUGGGUAAAGGAUUCACUGCCUGAUGGUAUAAUUCAAGUCAUAGAUGCCAACUUGCUAAGGCCAGAGGAAGAACACUUCGCUGAGAAGGCACAUUGUGUGUCUUCAAUUAUGGAACUGGCUUUGAACUGCUCUGCAGAAUCUCCUGCAGAGAGGAUCAACAUGAAAGAUGUUGCAGCCGCACUGAAGAAGAUCAGACAACAGUUUCUUGCAAGGACGAGUCUAUAA